GCUGUUCAACAAAAUGAUAUGAUGAUGGUCAAUGUAGAGGCCUCUUCACAGUCUUCGAGUGCAGUUAAAAAACCCAAUUAUCAAUUAAUUUCAAAUGAUCCUGCCAACUAUUCUGAAGAAAUACUGAUGGAUAAAGAAGCCGAAGCACCAAUACAUUCUACAACAACUGAUAAUGUUAUUUCAACCCGUUUCGAGUCAUGAGAAAAAUUCACCCCGUACACCCUUUCACCCUCCGCCGAAGCACGUACCGAACACCUACGCGUGUGCCUCCAGUGUUAAUAACAAUGACGUAUUACACACGCACUGAGCGUACAAUUACAAUGACCGGCUGGCGACCGCGCUCGACGUUCCCCGGCGGAAGCGUACGACGAGUAAGCCCGAAAUCAUUUACCGCGCACGGGCCAGCCACGGUUGCACUGCGACAAAGAGGUUUGCACGAUUCGCACACGUGUUACCUGUUUUCGCACAGACGUUCCCCCGGAAAACCAGCCCGCAGGAACAGGACACCUAGACCACAGAAGGAGGACGCGCCUGUCCGUGCGGUACACACUUCAUUGCAACGGUACGCGCGCGUGCAUUGCGCAUACCGUACGCGGGUCGCGGGUGAUAGAAUAUUUCGUACUCGGUGAACGACGAACGACCGCCAUCCUCCCUUCCCCAGACGUGAGAAACGAUCUCCAUCUUGCCGUCGCACGAGUUCGCGCGAUCAUGGGAUGCGCCGGAAGCAAUCCUCUGCCCUCGGGCGACACCAUGCAGUCGACCGCCAGCAACGGUCGAGCGGUCGCGGUCGAACCACCGACGACCGCCGAUGGUGACCACAGAGCUGGCUCGAUGGUGCAAAAGGUUAUCGGCAGUGUCAACGUCGACGACGUAGUCAAGAAGAUCCAAGAUGUCACUGGAAGUAUGGAAAAUUUGAUGGAUGAUACUCAAGAAAAAUUAGGUUCGUUAUUUGGAAAAGUAGAAAAAAAAGCUGAUGAUGUUGAAGAAGAAGUCAAAGAUAAAGUAAAUGAUGUUACUUCGGCCAUGCCUGAAAAGUCUCAAGUUCACGAAAUUAUUCUCCUAACGGUUGAAGAAACUAGAGUCAUACCACUUAUACCAAUUGACAUAAUGAAUUCGGAAACAUUGACUUGUGAAAAUGAUUCAUUAGUUAAUGAAGUAAACAAUGAAGCCAAAGAAAAUGUAGCUAACGAAACUAAGGAAGAAGUAAUUAAUGAAACAAAAGAAGAAGUUACAAACGAUACGAAAGUAGAAAUAACUAACCAAAUAGAAGAACAAGCAGAGAUCAAAGAUGAAGACGGAGCAAUUGAGAAAAGCGAACAACAAAUCAAAGAAGAUGAAAAAGAAAAAGCCAAAGACGAAGAAGUUAAAGAAGAAAAAGAUAAGCCAAUGGAUGAUGAGUAGAUUAAAUUUCAAAGUAUAUGUUAAGUAUAAUGAUUGGCUCAAGAAUAAUUUUAUAUUACAAAAGAAAUAUGUUCUAAGUCCUAUCAUAUGAAAUUAAUAUAAAUAUAUAACAAAUAAUACAAUUAUUUUAUAGAGUAAAAUAUGAAUCCAUAUACACUGUAAACACGCAUAACAUGUGUAGUACACAUACUUACUGAACUGAAAUCUAACAUUGAAAUUAGUUUUUGACUUAAUACAAGUAAAUGAAACAUAGAUAUGUGUUAUUUAUACGAGUAUGUUUAAGAACUUUGUACUUUGAAUUUGAUACGUUUUUACCAUUUUUAUACUGUUUUUCG
Messenger RNA from Sipha flava (yellow sugarcane aphid), 1736 nucleotides. Its product is annotated as probable inactive protein kinase DDB_G0270444. Bases 709 to 1401 code for a protein of 230 amino acids. The transcript is spliced from 5 exons. The record is from RefSeq and is a predicted model, not a curated record. Lineage: Eukaryota; Metazoa; Arthropoda; Insecta; Hemiptera; Aphididae.